Molecule: messenger RNA, 906 nt
Organism: Trichoderma gamsii
Lineage: Eukaryota; Fungi; Ascomycota; Sordariomycetes; Hypocreales; Hypocreaceae
Exons: 1
Coding region: 1-906 (301 amino acids)
Biological process (GO): peptidyl-threonine phosphorylation
Cellular component (GO): cytoplasm
Molecular function (GO): protein serine/threonine kinase activity
Source: RefSeq, a predicted model, not a curated record
AUGGCAUCCAACUGUUCUCUUCCGUUGUGUAGCCCCAUGUCCCGGACGCGCACCUCGCUUGACGAUGUGCGAUCUCUAGCAGAUACUAUGCUACACGCUUCGCUUGGUAAAAGCUGUUCGAAAGGGUUAUCUACUACUGAAGCUGAGCUCCGCAUCCUCCAGCUUAAGUACGAUGUGACGAGGGCGGUCGCUCCACCACGUUCUGACGGACUGUUCAAAGCAGCCUGCUCUACUGACUUGUUAUUUCUCAUGGACACCACUGGCUCUAUGCAGUCCUAUAUUGAAGCAGCUAAGGGCCAAGUCAAAAGCAUCAUCAACGAAAUAAAAAUGACAUUCUUCAACGAAGCCUCCCUACGCAUCGCGGUUGUGGGGUAUAAGGAUCACGGAGAGUCGUCCAACAUCCAAUUUCUCGAUUUUACUCCUGAGGCCGAUCAAGUGCUCUCAUUUCUCAAUCAGCUGCACGCUACAGGCGGUGCUGAUGCACCAGAAGAUGUCCUCGGUGGUAUUCGGCAGAGCCUCAACGCAGAGUGGAAACAUCCAACACGGUGUAUUAUACACAUUGCGGACGCGCCGCCGCACGGCUGCACUUUACACGACCUAGGCAGAGGAAGCGACACAUACGCCAAGCCUGGGAGCGAGCCGCACCACCUGACUUAUGAAAUUCUACUUAAGCAGAUGAUCGAGCUAAACAUCAAUUACACUCUACUACGUAUUAACAAUACAACGGAUCGCAUGGCUUUUACAUUCUUCCAAGAAUAUGCUCUGGCCUCUUCACACUGCAAGCUUAACAGUCCAACAGAUACUACAGCCAAGAAUGCAGCAAAUCUAUCAGGUCCGACAGUGACCUUGGUAGGGGUGUUAUCUCCAGACGCCGCACUCAAUCUGUGCUGCAAUUUGAGGAGUUAG